This is a messenger RNA of Auanema sp. JU1783, 510 nucleotides long. NCBI's taxonomy places the organism in Eukaryota, Metazoa, Nematoda, Chromadorea, Rhabditida, Rhabditidae. The record is from the annotation of a GenBank genome assembly.
AUGGGAGCUUUGCUCGAUAGAUUACGUGGUCGUCCACGUAUUCAACCUGUGCGCAUCCGAGAAGUAUGGAACUCAUGUAUUGUAUCUCAACAGGAGUAUUUCCAUAAAGUAUUGCUCAAUGUAAUCCGUAGAAAUGAAGGAAUGCGCGAUAUAUUCAUGGCCAGUAGAUCACAUGCUCAGAAUGAUGAGGAAAGAGAUUUCGUAUUGGGCCAAUUAGCAAAUAGAAUAACAGGCUGGUUUGGAUGUCUAAUUAUGGAGGAUGUUAUCUCGAACAUUUCUGAGUUUAGACAUUCAUGUUAUACAAUGGGUCAGCAACAUGCUGCUUAUUCGAAAGAACCCUUUAAGAUUGUUUAUUGGGAUGAGUUUAUGGUAGCUAUGAUUGAAGAAUUGGAGGAGAUUGGAGGUGUGUCGAAGGAAGAUCUCAAAGCAUGGCAGACAUUCCUUCAUAUCAUUUGUGAGCACAUCCUAUCAGGAUAUCAAGAAGCUCGAGCAACAAUGAGAACUGUAUGA